Drosophila nasuta is the source of this 9507-nucleotide messenger RNA. RefSeq lists its product as uncharacterized. The transcript has 7 exons. Lineage: Eukaryota; Metazoa; Arthropoda; Insecta; Diptera; Drosophilidae. The record is from RefSeq and is a predicted model, not a curated record. The coding region runs from base 439 to 9387 and encodes 2982 amino acids.
UGUAUUCGAAGUGUGUGCGCUUAUUUCGGACCUGCAAUCGUUAAAUUAUUGGGUUAUCGUCGUCUUAUCUAUGUGACGAAAAUCGAAACAACUCGUACACGAAUAUAAACGUGUUUCGGGCUAAAUUCUGUGAUUAUACGACGACUUUUUUUGGCUUAUCUUCUUCAAUUUUGUUUUUGCUUUUUUAUGUUAAUUCCCAGCCCCGUUGAGGGUAGUCGGCAUAGUCGGUGUUAUAAAUAACGCCGAAUAGAAAUUCGCUUUAUCGGACAUUCGGCAACAGUGUCAUAUAAUCAUAGUAGUUAUUAGAUGGCAAUAACUUUGCGCUUGCUGAUACGCUUGCAUCGAUAAGUCUAUAAAAGGCGCUGCCAUACUGGCCACAAAAUUAGUUAACCGAUUCCAAUAUUGUGGGUUAUACGUGUCGGGUAAAACCCAUCGAUCAUGAGACUGACCGCAACAGGAGUAGCGCUGCUACUUCUGGUAUUCUAUACCAAUAAUCCAAGUGAUGCUUGGACACACAGUUGGCACACGGGUCCAAUCAACUGUUACAACUGCUCGAGUACAGAGGAGUGCGCUGCGAGCGCAGGGGCGUUAAGGAAAUGUGCGAAUAAUGAUGCCCAGAGUUGUGUGGCAGUGUUUCAGAAUAACGUUGUCAUCGAACGUGGAUGCAGCGACAACCUCGAAGAGACCUGCGCCUCAGAAGGAAAUUCAUGCUAUGAAUGCCGGUCACAUGGUUGCAACGAUAUCAAGGUUGACACCAAUUUGAUCGAUUGCUUGCUCUGCGAUGCUGACACCGAUGAGAACUGUGUCUUCGACCACGAACUGGUCACGGAUACACGCCGGUGCAAUGAGCAGUGUAUCACUGCUCUCUACCCACGCACUAGCGAUGUGGGUGCUCCCUUGGAGCUGGUGCGCACUUGUCUCGAUGAUCUGGACUACGAUGAUCGCCAGUCUUGCGCUGCUGGUACAUUGGAGAACUGUGUCGCAUGCAGCAGCAAUAAGUGUAACACGGCUGAUAUCGGAGUACGUGGUACCUGCAACUUUUGCACCAACGGCAACUGCAAUAGUCUACAGUCGAAAACAUGCCGCGCUGUGCCAGCCAAUGACGAGAGAGAACAAUGUUACAUUGAAGUGGAUGAGUCGGGUAAUAUCUCCGACUUGGGCUGCCUGAGUCAAUACAAUGUCAGCGAUGCUAGUGUACUGCAAGGCGAGAAGCGUAUCUGGACUUGCACUGGCGAGAAUUGCAAUGUGGUCUCUGCCCUGCCCACGCCCAAGACCUGCGUUCUCUGCAGCUCUCGCACUGCCGCCGAUUGUGCUGUUGCCCCAAAUCUGCUGGGCAGUGCUACGGAAUGCUCGCAUCCCUUGAACAGCGAUUGUUAUUCGCUGCUGCGUGAUGAUGGACACACGGAACGAGGUUGUGCCACAACGCUGGAUUCGGAGGAUUACCUUGGGUGCCAAAGUGGCAGUAAUUCCACUAAGUGCACUACGUGCAACGGAGACAAUUGCAACGUAAAUAUUCAACCUGCUGAGCGUUUGAGCUGUCAUGUCUGCAACUCCGCCGAAGAUGACAAUUGCGAAACUUCACCCGAUGCUUCCGCUCUCUGUGUGAUACAUCGUGUUGGACAACAGUGCGUGAGCAGCCUCGAUCUGGAUGGCAACACCGUGCGCGGCUGUGGCGAUAGCUUGAGCUGUGUAUCGACCGAUUCGCAGAGUUGCCAACUCUGUUUGGGCGAGAACUGCAACACGGUGAAUCUGCAGCGACGCAGCGAUGGUCAGCCUGGUGGUUGGGGACAAGAGUUGCCACUGAGCUGUCUUAGCUGCAACGACACCACAGCCUGUGCUGCGAACUCGAUUGAUUCGGUUGCCUGUGCUACCAACUCGGAAUAUUGUGUGACUGUCUUUAGUGCAGCAGGUGAAGUACAGAGCCGUGGCUGCAGCGAUGUGGUAGAGGCGGCUUUCAGUGCUUACUGCGAUGCCAAUGAUGCCAACUGCCAUAACUGCAACUCGAACAGUUGCAACAAUGCCACCAGCAUCGAUAGCUACACUCAGUGCGUCUAUUGCGAGUCGAGUGUCGAUAGCAACUGCAUUGCCGAUGCUCAGUUGGUGACCAAAAGACGUCAGUGCAAUGGCAAGUGCAUGACGGCCUUCAAGCCAGUGACUGGAACUGAUGGCUAUGAUCUGGUGCGUGGCUGUCUCGAUGACAAGGAUCCUGAGGAUCAGGAACUCUGUGCUGCUGGCAGUGAUAAUAAUUGCGUGGCCUGUGAUGGCGAUGCCUGUAAUGUGGCUGAGAUCGAGGUGGAAAGACUCAGUUGUUACGUAUGCAAUGAUGAAGACAGUUGUACGGAUCCCGAUCAGGCUGUGUGUCUUAACUAUAGUCCUUCGGAUCGCUGUUACAUGCUCUUCGAUGACACUGCCUCUGUUACUGCGAUGGGUUGUCGCUCGGAUCUCGACGCCGACUAUAUUGAAGAUAACUUCGUUUCCUUAUACUUCUGUGAGGGCAAUGGAUGCAAUUUCUUCACCAACAUUCCCCAGCCCAACAUUUGCAAGGUCUGCUCUUCAUUUGACGAUGAAAACUGUGCCGUCGAUCCCAGCAAGAUGACUGAAUACGAGAACUGCAAUGUGGUGCCCAACACUGGUUGUGUGACACGCGUACUUACUGACGGCUCCACGGCGCGUGGCUGCGUCAGCAACUUGGCCACCACUGCACAGAAGGCCUGCCUCCGAGACGAGGGCGACUGCGAAGUGUGCGAGGGCGAGAUGUGCAACGCAAACAUUUAUCCCGAGGACCGACGAAGCUGCCAUCGCUGCAACUCCCUGGAUGAUCCCAGUUGCGGAUCAUCGCCCAGUUUCACCAGCGUGUGUCCACGCUACGAUCAAUCGCAGGGUUGCAGCAGCAAGAUUGUGAAUGGCUACACAUACCGUGGCUGCCAAACCGAAUUCACCUGCAACGACUCCGACAAACAAUACUGCCGUCUCUGCUCCGGUAGCGAUAACUGCAAUGUGGUCGAUCUCGAUGAUCUGGUCAUUGGUUACCCCGGCAAAUGGACAACGCCACCAAUCAACUGCUACACUUGCGAGGGAUUUGCUUGCCAAGGCACAAGUCUGGGAGCUCUACAGAAGUGCGCCAACAAUGACCAGCAGAACUGUGCCACAGUCUUUGCCACAAAUGGAUCUGUGGUGCUGCGUGGCUGCACCGAUCAACUGUAUGCCGAUGAGGAAAACACGCAAUACUGUGAUGCGAAUGGCGCCAACUGCAAGUUCUGCAAGUCCACGGGUUGCAACAAUGCCCGAUCUCUUGACACCUAUGUGAACUGUGUGCUCUGCGAUGGUUCCGAGCAGGCGGCAUGUGUGCGCAGCAUUGGCGACAUCACACGGCAAACUUCCUGCCAGGGCAGCUGUUUCACUGGUCUCUAUCCGAGAUCGCGAAGCGUGGAGGAUUCUCCAUUCGAGCUGGCACGCGGUUGUCUCGAUGAUCUGGAAUACGAUGAUCGUGAGGCUUGUGCUGCUGGCACUCUGGAGAAUUGUGUGGCAUGCACGGGCGCUGCUUGCAACACAGAUGAUGUACCUGAGCAGCGACUCAGCUGCAAUUACUGCGCGGAUGAGAGUUGUGCCGAGCUCACUGCUUUGAUUUGCACUGCGUAUAGGGAGAAUGAUCAGUGCUACAUUCAUGUAGGCGACCUGAAGAUCGAGAGCGCGGGUUGUGCCAGCGAUUUAGAGCGCACUUUCCUGACGGAGAAUCGACGUGAUUUGUAUUUGUGCAGCGGCGACAAUUGCAACACGAAGGACGUGCUCAACGAAGUUGGCGUUUCUUGUGCCCUCUGCAACUCGACAGCAGAAUCAGGCUGCAUUGCGGGUGAAUCAAUUUUAGCCCCAGUUUGUCAGCAUUACUUGUAUCCACAGUGUUACACGCACAUCACAGAGGAUGGCGUUGUGCAGCGUGGCUGUCUCAUGGACACCGAUGAUGAGCUUUUUGAUGACUGCUUGAGUGGCACCAGCGACACUUGCAGCACCUGCGACUCGAACAACUGCAACACGCAACUGUAUCCCGCCGACUGGCAGAGCUGCUUGCGCUGCGACUCCAACAGCGAUGCCAACUGCGAGAAGCAACCGGCGAGCUAUGCCGAAUACUGCUCCGUCUACCAGGCCGAAGAGGGUUGUGUUACCAGCUUGGAGAAUGGACGCACGCGUCGUGGCUGCCAAUCGGAAUUGUCUUGCGAUGUGAGUCAGCCGGGCAAUUGUCGCUUCUGUGAGAACAACAAUUGCAACUCGAUCAAUCUGGCUGCCAGCUAUGUCGGCGAACCUGGCAAGUGGCAAGAUCUGCCACUCAGCUGCCAUGUGUGCACGGAUGCGGCAAGUUGUGCUACUCUGGGCACUCCAAGCACCUGCGAGGGCAAUAACAAACAGACCUGCAGCACAGUCUUCAAUGAGGCAGGCGUUGUUGUGGCACGUGGCUGCAGCGACUCGGUGCUCACCGAUCAUGCCACUUACUGCGAGGCCAACGAUGCCAGCUGCUUGCAGUGUAAGUCGAAUGGCUGCAACAAUGCUCAAAGCUUGGAUGCGUACAUCGAAUGCUAUCACUGCGAUGCUGAGACCGAUGAGGAGUGCGCCUGGGAGACGCCCCAGAAGACGCGACAGUGUCAGGGUCAGUGCAUGACGGGUCUGUAUCCACGCAGCUCUGCCUGGGACUCGGCUCUGCUGCCCACACGCGGCUGUCUUGAUGAUCUCGAGGAAGCUGAUCGUGAACUCUGCUCGGCUGGCAAUCAUGCCAAUUGCACUGCCUGCUCCACAGCACUUUGCAACACAGCCAACGUGAUUGCCACCGCACAGGAGUGCUACAAGUGCACCUCGAACGAUUGUGCAGACAUGAGUUCUGGUAAAUGUGUCGCUUAUAGGGAGCACCAUCAAUGUUACACAGCUUUUGAUACAAACGACAUCAUUGCCAUGGGUUGUGCCAGUGACUUUGAGACACAGGUCGUCGCUGAGUUGGUGGCUCAACAGCGUCUCCUCGUCUGCGAUGGACAGAACUGCAACAAUCCCUCGAUUGCCAUACCCGAACCCAACACCUGUCUGCAAUGCAGUUCGCUCAACGACACUCGCUGUGCCACGAAUCCCAAUCAACUACUCACCACCGACAUCUGCUCCCAACUGCCUUACACGCAGUGUAUCACCCACAUUGAUGCUGCUGGCGUGACAACACGUGGCUGCCUGGCCACCGUGGCUGGUGAUGAUUUCUCCAGCUGCUUGGCAGGAACUUCCGACCGCUGCGACAUCUGCACGGGCAGCAACUGCAACGGACUGAGCGUCUUCCCAGCGAAUCGUCGUCGCUGCUAUCAAUGCGACUCGUCGUCCACGCCAGCUUGCGCCAGUGCUCCGAGCAGCAGCACCGUGUGUCCCAUAUACGAUGCCGAAGAUAGCUGUGUUACUACGCUGAUCAAUGAUGUCACCUAUCGCGGCUGCAGCUCCAGUUUGAGCUGCUCCGAUCCCAGCGAUGCGACCACCUGUCGUAUUUGCAGCGAUGCCGAUGGUUGCAACACCGUCGAUCUGGAGCGCCUCCACACGCAUGGCAAUCCUGGCGUUUGGCAAGAGACUCCCAUUCAGUGCUUGGCCUGUUCUAGUGCCGAGGGAUGCAGCAACGGCGGAGGAGUGCUGGAGACGUGCGUGGGCCUGGAUAAUUGUGUGACUGUGUUUGAUGCCAGCGAUGCGGUCACUUCGCGCAGCUGUUAUUCCAAUCUCGAUGCUACUUCCACCAGCUAUUGCGAUGCACAGCCCGAGAAUUGUCCACGCUGCAACUCUAACGGCUGCAACGUGGCUGACUCCCUAGAGAGCUAUGUGGAGUGUCUUGUCUGCGACUCGACCUCGAAUGCUGAUUGUGUGAACGAUGUGAGUGCUGUGACGAAGACACGACAGUGCUACAAGGGAUGUCUGACUGCCUUCCGACCACUGUUCAACGAGUCCUCAGAUCCCAGUUAUGCGUUGGUGCGCAAUUGCCAGGACGACAAAGAGGCAGAGGAUAGCGCCUCAUGCGGCACAGCUGACAAUCAAUUGUGCACUGUUUGCAACGAUGCCAAGUGCAACACGGCUGAUCUAGUUGACAGCAGACUGAGCUGCUUGAGUUGCCAGGGCGAUGGCUGCCAAAAUCCCCAGCCAGCUAGUUGCGCCACCUAUCGGUCGGCAGAUGCAUGCUACAUUCAGUUCGAUGAGACGCGCUCGGUUGUCGCUCAGGGCUGCCUCAGUGAGUUCAGCAAUGCAGACAUUUAUUUGCUGAGACUCCGCCAGCGUCUGAUCAGCUGUGAGAACAACAAUUGCAACACCCUUGAAUCGCUGCCCGAUCCUCAGAGUUGUGUGCUGUGCAGCUCUCGCACCGAUAACAAUUGUGCCGUGACUCCUGCCAGUGUGACAAGUGCCACAACUUGCUCUCAGCUUGGUCUUACGCAGUGUUAUACCCGGGUGCUCUCCGAUGGCUCCACGGAGCGUGGUUGCCUCUCGAGUCUGGAGGAUGAACAGUUUCUGGGCUGCUACAAUGGCACAGCCAACGAUUGCAGCUCUUGCGUGGGCAACUCUUGCAACAAUCAGGUGUAUCCAAGCGAUCGCCGCUCGUGCCACAUUUGCAACUCGGAGAGCGACGGCAACUGCGAGUCGACACCCAACAGUCUCGCUUUGUGCCCCCUUUAUGCCGAAAACGACCAAUGUGUGACCAAUUUGCGCAAUGGCAUUACUUACAGAAGCUGUGGCAGCUCGCUCACUUGUGAACCCAACAGCAAGAGCUGUGUAUACUGCGAAGGCGAUGGCUGCAACGUGGCCGAUCUCUCUGCGUCGGAUGAUGACAAUCACGGCAAGUGGCAAGAUCUGCCACUCAGUUGUCUUACCUGCCAGGAUGCAACCUGCCAGCAGACAACAAUCGAGAGUGCACGCUGUGCGGACAACAACGAACAGGAUUGUGUCACCGUCUUUAACGAAGCCGGAGUUGUGGUGCGACGAGGCUGCGAGGAUGCCGUCGAACAGGAUGAAGAGCUGGCCAGCUAUUGCGGCACCAAUGCCGCAAACUGUCCUAUCUGCAAGUCGAGUGACUGCAACAAUGCCACAGCCUUGACGCAGUACAACAGUUGCAUCUACUGUGAUUCGUACAAGGAUUUGACUUGUCUCUGGGACGCCACAAACACGAGGCACAAGCGUCGUCAGUGCCAAGGCGAUUGUAUGACUGCGCUGCACGGUGCCGAGGAUUCGGGCUACGAUCUGAUACGCACUUGCCUGGACGACAAGGAGCCGGCGGAUCAGCUUACCUGUCAAGCUGGUACUGAUGCCACUUGCGCCGCUUGUACUGGAGAAGCUUGCAACGUGGUGACUUUGCCAGCGGAACGCACGAGCUGUUAUCAUUGUGGUGACGAUGUUGAUUGCGAGGAUCCUGUGACAAGAUUGUGCGACAUUUACAAACCCAACGACAGCUGCUACUUGUGGGUGGACAAUGACAACGAUAUCAGGCAAUUGGGUUGUGUGAGCUCGUUCCGCAAUCAGGAUGUGGAAACAUUGAUCAAGACAAAGCGCGUUCAAGUCUGCGAGGGCAACAACUGCAACACGCCUCAGCUACAGUCGCCUGUUAGGUGCGCCGUGUGCAACUCACGUACCAAUGCCUCUUGUGCCACAACUCCGCUGGCCGUGGACAACUUUGAGGUGUGCAGCCAGUUCCCUUACACACACUGUGUCACCCAACUGGAUGAUGAAGGUGCCACCAUUCGCGGCUGCCUCUUUGAUUUGCCACAAACCGAUUUUGCCAACUGCCUUCUGGGCAACGAUCCCAACUGCGAAAUUUGCUCUGAGGACGGCUGCAAUCGUGAGAUCUUCCCUGCUGAUCGCCAACGCUGCUAUACCUGCAGCUCUGCGGACGACAGCAGUUGCGAGUCAGACCCCAGCCGCAGCUCAGCCUGUCCCUGGGUCAGUCAGUGGGAGACGUGCCAGACCAAUCUGCAGAACAAUGUGACUACUCGAGGCUGCAGCAGCAUCAUACUCUGCGACAACGAUGACUAUCGUAACUGCCGCAGUUGUGUGGGCAGCGAGUGCAACUCGAUUGAUCUGGCUAAUCAUGUGGAUGAUGGACAGCACGGACUCUUCCAGGCGCUGCCGCUCAAGUGUCACACAUGCGAGGGCGACCAUUGCCACAACUCCCUGGGACCGGCUACUGAGUGUACACGCAAUGUGGAACAGGACUGCAAGACGGUCUUCGAGGAGGAUGGCGAGACAGUUCGUCGUCGUGGCUGUUCCGACGAUGUGGAUAACUACGAGGAUCGCUAUUGUCGCCAGCACCCGGAGCUGUGCUUCACGUGCAAGUCGAACGAGUGCAACGAUGCCUGGCAAGUCUCCGAGUACACCAGUUGUCUGUACUGCAACUCAGAGUCCGAAGACGAGUGCGUCACGUAUCCGCAGAGCACUGAGGUUGCCACACGCCAGUGCAAGGGCAAAUGUCUGGUUGCCUUGCUGGAGAACAAGCAGCUGUUGCGUAGUUGUGUGGACGAUAAGGAGGCCUUCGAUCGUGCUGCCUGCAGCAGCGAUGAGAGCGGCACCAACUGUGCCACCUGCGAGGAUGGCAGGUGCAACACUUUCUCCUUCCCAGCGGAUCGCCUGAGCUGUCACGUCUGCACGGGCACAGGCUGCACCUCGAGUCGCACAUCCGCUUGUCUGGCCUACGAUGAGAAUGACUUCUGUUUCGCCAAGUACAACGAUGGCGCCGUUGAGUUGAUGGGUUGCGCUAGCAGCCAGAAUGAGACCGAUUUGGAGCAGUGGCGUCUGACGAAUGUGCUCUACGAGUGCGAGAGCGCCGAUUGCAAUGAUCUCACUCGCCUGCCAGCGAGUGGCGAGUGCAUUGCCUGCGACUCCAGCCGAACGCCCAACUGUGCUCAGUCGCCUAGUGAUGUGGAGACCACUGUUACCUGCCACGCCCCCUUGUCCGAUUGUGUGACACGGCUGGAGAAUGGUAACACCAUUCGUGGUUGCCUCAGCAGCUUGAGCACUACCGAUGGUAAUGCUUGUGUCGCCAAUGGCACUUGUGCCUCUUGUGCUGGUGGCAAGUGCAACGUGGAGGUAUUCCCCGCUAAUCGUCGCAGGUGUCACAUCUGUAACUCGGUGGCCAACUCCAAUUGCGCCGAUGAUCCCAACAGUCUGGCCAUUUGUCCCGUCUAUGCUGCCGACGACACUUGUGUCGCCACCUUGGGCUCGGACUCAUACCUGCAACGCGGUUGUGGUAGUCAGCUGGAGUGCGAGGUCGAUGAUGAGGAUCAUUGCCAGGUGUGCAGCACGGAUGGCUGCAACACGAACAAGUUGAACGGAGCUGCCACGAUCGGUGGCAUUGGCCUCGUCCUCACGCUCGUUGUGUCGCUCAUCGUCAGCAACUUCCACUGAUCGCUGAUCGCUAAACCCUGAUUCGCCAUAGCUUGUAUAGUAGUUAAAGCCAUAGAUGUAUAUAUGAUAUCCCCUAAAACCCCGACAUCAAUUAAAUUAAAACGAAAGUAUUUUAAAAUA